This is a messenger RNA of Oncorhynchus kisutch (coho salmon), 1009 nucleotides long. Its product is annotated as 60S ribosomal protein L10. Gene Ontology annotation, molecular function: structural constituent of ribosome. The record is from RefSeq and is a predicted model, not a curated record. Gene Ontology annotation, biological process: translation. NCBI's taxonomy places the organism in Eukaryota, Metazoa, Chordata, Actinopteri, Salmoniformes, Salmonidae. The transcript is spliced from 6 exons. Gene Ontology annotation, cellular component: ribosome. Bases 139 to 786 code for a protein of 215 amino acids.
AUUCGGUGAGUACACGGUGACAUCGUGGUCUCUGCCGCUCUUCUAAAAAUUACAGAAAAUAAUGUAUUCGUCCACUCUAGGACCAUAGCUACUUUCCAUUCGUAAUAAGUGUUUGUGUUAUUUUAACAGAUCGCAGCCAUGGGUCGCCGGCCAGCCCGAUGCUACCGCUACUGCAAGAACAAGCCCUACCCCAAGUCCCGUUUCUGUCGCGGUGUGCCUGAUCCUAAGAUUAGGAUCUUUGACCUGGGCAGGAAGAAGGCCAGGGUGGACGAGUUCCCUCUGUGUGGUCACAUGGUCUCUGACGAGUACGAGCAGCUGUCCUCUGAAGCUCUGGAGGCAGCCCGUAUCUGUGCCAACAAGUACAUGGUGAAGACUUGUGGAAAAGACGGCUUCCACAUCCGGGUCCGCCUGCACCCCUUCCAUGUCAUCCGUAUCAACAAGAUGUUGUCCUGCGCUGGGGCUGACAGGCUCCAGACAGGGAUGCGUGGUGCGUUCGGUAAACCCCUGGGCACCGUGGCCCGUGUUAGAAUCGGUCAGGUGAUCAUGUCUGUCCGCACCAAGGCCAGCAACAAGGAGCACAUUAUCGAGGCUCUCCGCAGAGCCAAGUUCAAGUUCCCCGGACGCCAGAAGAUCCACAUGUCCAAGAAGUACGGCUUCACCAAGUUCAACGCGGUGGACUUUGAUCAAAUGAUGGCUGAAAAGCGUGUGAUUCCUGAUGGCUGUGGGGUGAAGUACAUCCCUUCCACUGGUCCUCUGGCUCGCUGGAAGAAGAUUCACGCCAUCUAGACACCCAACUACAGACUGUCUGGACAGGUUCAACAUCCCAUAGGAUGCCUGUCUGGUCCUCUGGCUCGCUGGAAGAAGAUUCACGCCAUCUAGACACCCAACUACAGACUGUCUGGACAGGUUCAACAUCCCAUAGGAUGCCUGUCUGGUCCUCGGCUUCACAAGAGGUCAGACAUGGUGAAUGAAUACAUCUGAAUAGUCAGCAAAUAAAAUAUGAAACUGA